GGUUUUAUUUAUUCCUUUAGAGAAUUAUAAAUAGUUGAAAUUAAGGUGUAUAACUGUUACAAAUUAUCGUUCAGUUAAAACAUGGGCGAUGAAAUUGAACCGUCCUUUUUGAAGUUACUUAAAAACUUAAAGGCGAAACCUGGCACAGCAGAAAAGUUAUGGAAAGGUGGAAUAACAUCUGCUGCUGAUUUAUCAUCAUAUGACACUGCAGAUGUGAAAGCAAUUGUUAAUGAUCCUGUCUUGAUUAAGACAUUUCUACCAGUACUACAGCAGUAUGCCUUCCAAAUAUCAAUGGAUAAAAAUCCCAAUGAAAAGGCAAUGCAGUUGCUUCAAAGUCACAACAAUACCACUCCACAACAAGGGUCUGGUCUUCAAAGUGAUGCUACUGGUUUCAGUCCAGGAAGCAAUGAUGCAACAAGGUCAACUACAACUACUACCACCAACAUACCAGCAUUUACUCUUAAUGGGAUUUCUAACCAAAGACCAAGACAAAAUCAAGUCAGCACAUCAGUUAAAAUCUCGGGUGGUCAGUUUUCACAGUGUGCUGUCAUGCCAAAUGAGCAGGUUGUUUUCAACAAUCAAGGAGCCACAUUUUUGUCCAAAUACACUGAAGGGGAAAAUGGGAAGGAAAGAAAGAAAGUGGGAGGUUCAUACAUCAACCUAUCAAAUGGAAUGAAGUUCUCAACAACAGACAUGCACUUCAUGGACAAUCAAUCUUUCUGGCUUGAUAAUGUCAAGAUAAAACGACCAUCCACUGAUAUACAUAUAGGCAGUGAUUGUUACCCAAUUGAGAACUUCGGGACAAGCAAGGCUCUUAUUAUAAACAACAUAUGUUUCGGAUCAACUGUAAACAGAGAUGGGGCUGAAAAAGAUACACAGAACAUGAAAUCAUUGCUGGAACAACUUGGCUUCAAAGUCACAGUUGCAACUGACAAGCGUGGCGCUGAAAUUCACCAGUUGUUAAGAGAAUUUUCUCGGGAAUGUGUCAAUGCACCGAUGACGUUGGUAUAUGUUGGUAGCCAUGGGGAAAGAAGUGAUAAUCAGGAUUGCUUUGUUGGGAUUGACCAGCAACGCAUAACGGUUGAAGAACUCACCAAAUAUUUCUCAACCUCUGAAGCUCCUGGUCUUGCCAAGAAACCAAAACUGUUUUUUCUACAGUUCUGCAGAAUUGUUAAGUCAACUGCAGCAGAUUCCAUUGGAUUUAACCCAGCUUCUCCCCCUGGAAGGACUGAAGCUGAAUCACAAAAUGUUUCAGAACAACAGAACGCUGCAGUGCAGAAUGAUGCAACAGAACAAUUUGAUGAUAUAAAAGUGGACUUAGGCUACUUGAACGGUGAUGUAAGAAGUGAUGCAAUGGGUGAGGGGGUGGAUGAAACAAUGGAAACAGAUGCCCACCAUGUCGCACAUUCUUAUGCAGAUAUGCUUAUCUCCUAUGCAACAGCUGCAGGAACAAAGGCAUACCGAGAUGUAUGUGAAGGCUCCUGGUAUGUUACUACUCUUUCUAAGGUGAUAAAAGACAACACACAUGAUGAUAUAUGCAGCAUACUCACAAAGGUAAACAACUCAGUCAUGGUAAAGCAAGCAGAAGAAGCUGGUGAAGUUGCCGUGCAGAUGACAGAGUUUAAAACUACACUGAGAAAGAAAGUCGUAUUUUUCCAGUAAAUGUGAAACUUUAAAUGCGUUUAAAACGUCAUUAAUUGUGUAAAUUAUCUUGUGUGUAUGCAUUAAUUCUUCAUCUUUUUGAUGUUUGAUGAUCAUUUUUACAAGUGUGUCAUGAUUUUACUGAAAUGUGCAUCUUUUUGAUUCCUACUCGAAAUUUAUGUCUAUAUAAAACUUACUUCUUUGGACAGAAUAGGCAAAAGUUACUAAUAACUUGAAUUCUUUCUAAUAUGAAUGAAGUAGUGCACUUAUUGGUUGAUAUAUUUGGGAGUUUAUUCUGUAAAUAUAGUAUCAAACCUAUUUUUAUUGUUUUAAUGCCUUGAUUAUGUGCCCUAUAGAGUGUGAGUAGAAAUUAAUUUACCGUUUAACCCCAAAAAUAAAAUGUAAAUUGUAUGUUAA
Messenger RNA from Ciona intestinalis (vase tunicate), 2058 nucleotides. The record is from RefSeq and is a predicted model, not a curated record. Lineage: Eukaryota; Metazoa; Chordata; Ascidiacea; Phlebobranchia; Cionidae.